AUGGUCACGUGGCGCGUCGCGCGUGCUGGUGGCGCGCGCGCAGCAGGACUCGCCGCUGCUGGGGCAGGGCGUGGAUCCCGUGGCGGCGGGCGCGGCGCGCAACUGCACGCCCGUGUUCAUGAGCGCCGUGCUGCACAAGCUGCUCAAAGUCGACGGUGCGCUCUUUAUUCCUUCCGCUAUAUGCUCCCCCUCCUAGCUUUUCCACUCCUUCCCCGCUCUCCGCCUCUAAACGUUGUUCCACCUUCCCCCCCGUGUCUCCCCGGCCUUCCCCCGGUCGUCCCCGCGUGGCGCAUGCCUUCUUCGUUUCUCCCCGUGUCCGUGGUGCGGCGGGCGGCAGAGAAGAGCUACAGCUUCGACGCCGUGGUGCUGCUCAUGAUGUCCUGGGUCGACUCGCGAGCGCCGCUCGUAUGGCGCGCCAUCCGCGGAGUGCGGGACGCGCGCCUGGCGGAGCAGCAGCACCGCGUGGCGGAGUGCGCGCGGCUUUCCGACCGCCUCGUGGGGAACAUGGGCGCAGACGCGUGGGGGGAGCAGAACGGCGCAGCAGGGGAGCAAGCGCCGGGGUCGCAGGGGGCACCAGGGACGCUGGGGGCGCCGGGGACGCAGCGGAAGGGGGUUCCGCAAGGGGGAAAUGCGACGGGAGCACCGUCGGCGGACGGGUCUAGCCCUGCGCCCGGUGCUGCUCCCAGUGCUGCUGCUGCUGGCAGUACCAACAGUCCUGGUGCUGGUGCUGCCAACGGCACAACAGGCGCUGGUAACGGCAGCGGCCCGCCUCUGAAAGCUCCUGGUGCUCCUGGUGCUCCCGGUGCUCCUGGCGGUCCCGGUGCUCCUGGCGGUCCCGGUGCUCCUGGCGGUCCCGGUGCUCCUGGUGGUCCUGGCGGUCCCGGCGGCGGUCCCCCCCACGACCUGAACGCCUCUGCUGUCGCUGAGCUGUGUGAAAGCGCCAUCACUAAGCCCGUGGCGCCCCCCUGCAGCAAGCGGUGUGCGCCGGGGUCGGAGCUGUGCUGCGAUGCCGUGUGGCUGCCGUCCUUCCACGUGCCCAACGUCAACGCGUACUCGCAGGACCGCUACAUCACCGACGAGAUUCAGCAGUUCGCACCGCUCACGAGUCCCACCGCCAUGGGCCGCCAGGUCCGCCUGCAGGGCACGUUCUCAACGGCAUUCAACUUCAAGCGCUUCCCCUUUGACAAGCAGUCGCUCACGCUCACAGUCUCGCCAGCAGCCUUGGACUCACCACAAGCAGCGCGCUCCUGCUACUACCUGGUCUCCUCGCUAGUAGCUCGUGAGGGCGCCAGCGCGCUAGCCAUGGUUGCCACAGGGGGCGACGGCGGGCCUGGCGCGUACACCACAGACGAGGUCACCGGGUGGUAUACCACCAAGCUCCUUCAAUCCACGAGUCCAUCUUCCCCUUUCCCUUCCCUCCUAAACUGCAACUCUCCUGUUUCUCCCCUCACUCUCUUCCGCCCAUCUCCUCCUCUCCCAAUGCGCAGUCGACCCUUCGACCCUGUGAACACCAUAGUGGAUGCAGCAAGGUCAGCCAAAGGGGGAGGAGGAGGAGGAGCACCCAAGAUAGGCGGGCAGCAGCCCGGGGGGCAGGAUCAGGGGCAGCAGGGGGGACAGCAGGAAGACCAGGCGCUCGUGGGGGGCCCGGCAGCGGACUCCCCCUUCGCCUCUACAGCUGCUCCGGGCAUGGGGGGAGCGGAGGUGGGGGGCGGGGUGGGAGCUCUUGCCCCUGAGAUGGGCAUGGGCGUGGGCGGCAUGUAUGCGUCGACAUGCACGCUCACGAUUCAUGUGGAGCGAUACAGUUACUACUACCUCUGGACGAUCAUCUUCCCGACGAUGAUAACGGUGUGUCUGGCGUUUGCGGUGUUCUUCGCCACGCCCACGCAGCUCGACAUCCGAGUCAGCACCACAGUCACGCUCUUCCUCGCGCUCAUCGCCGUGCAGUUCGUCAUCGAGGAGCAGCUACCCAAGACGUCGUACGUGACGGCAUUCGGGCAGCUAGUGCUGGUGUCAUAUGCAACCAUCGUGCUUGUCAUCCUCGAGUGUCUCUUCGUCUUCUACCUCACCUCCAUGGAAGAGGUUCGUUUCCUGCAGGGCAAGCUGCCUCAUGCGCACGGCAACCCUGACAACGACGAAGACGAUGACGAUACCGAGGCUGGUACAAGGGGUGGUGGGUCCCUGGGCGGGCGCAGCUGCAGGCACAACAAGCGCAGGGCCUAUGGUAACGACGUGGACGGUGAUUGCUAUGGUUACGAUGAUGAUGAUGAGGCUAAUGGUUACCAGAAGUAUGGUGGUAGCAGCAGCAGUCAGCGGCUGAGUGAUUUCAGCUAUGGUUUCUCCCAUCCGCACCACCGCUCCGGUCCCCGAGCCUCCUCCUCGUCGCGCUCUCUCCGCGCCGCCCGAACCUCCUCCUCCGCCUGCUCCUCUGCCAUCUCCUCGUCCCGCUUCGCCCCGCGCCACUCCAACCGCAUGUCUGCCGGUGCUGCUGCUGUUGCUGGUGGUGCUGCUGGUGGUGCUGGUGGUUCCUCUCUGGGUGUGUCGCUGUGCUGUGGCGGUGGCUGCUGCAACACACCGUCUACUCAAAGCCGAGCCUCCUCCUCCCUUGGUCUCCUAGAUCCUGCUGCCUCUGGGAUGGAUGACAGAUGCGAAUGCUGUCUUUCUGAUGCUCCUACUCCUGCUGCGGGCACUGUGCUGAGCACUCCCACUCCUGCUUCGGCUGCUGCUGCUGCUUCGUCUGCUGCUCUCGCUGCGGCCAUUUCUUCACACACGCCAUCUGCCCUUCCAGCUGAUUACUUCCAUACAGAACCACGCGCUACCUCCGCAAGAAACACUGGCGGCGGCACUGGUCGCAACAUCUGCAGCAACAACUGUGGCAGCAACUGCAGCAGCGGAAACGAAUCAGACGGCGACAGCGAGGACGGCAUCGACGGGGAGGAUCCAAUGGCUCAGCUGGUAGAUGAGGGCGCGAGAGCACGCGCUGCCAGCAAGGCAGCGGCACUCUGGACAGUCGGGUCUGCGUGCGGGUCGAUGCGGAGAGAGGGAGCGGAGGACGACGGGGAAACAAUGGUGGAUGGGAGGGUGGGAGGUGGUGGCGGUGGGGCCAGCGCGGGUGUUACCACGACCACGGCCAGGGACUUCUAUACUGGAGCAGCAGUAGCUGGGGCUGGAGCUGGAGCUGGGACUGCAGCUGGGGCGAUGGCUGGAGCUGGGGCUUUUGCUGCCCAGCAGGGCAUUGAGAUGGUGAAUCAGCCAUUGCGCCGGCCUUCGCCACUCUCACUUCCAGCCCCAAACAACCACCACCUGCAACACAAUCCCAGUAACUGCAAGGAAGACAAUAACACAAACAGUGGCGGCGGCACAGGCAGCAACGUCAACGCCAGCAGCAGCAGUGGGAGCAGUUUCCGCCAGUUUUCCCUGUCCCUCUCCUCGUCCUUCUCCUCGUUCCGUUUUGCUCAGCCAUUGCUGAAAGCAGCUCCUUCUCUCCGUCGUGCCGUCACCAGCUCAGUAAAAAGCAUCAGGUCACACAAGCAAUACUUGGGAAAGAAUGCAGCAGCUGCGUAUCGGCUCGCCAGUCGGAUUGAUAGCAUUGCGCUCCCUGUCAUGUUCUUUUUGUACAUUCUCUCUGCCGUUCUCAUAUUCAGCUUGGCUUGA
This is a messenger RNA of Closterium sp. NIES-65, 3651 nucleotides long. The record is from the annotation of a GenBank genome assembly. Lineage: Eukaryota; Viridiplantae; Streptophyta; Zygnematophyceae; Desmidiales; Closteriaceae.